AUGGGACGAUACAACUUCGCACCCCAAAAUGUUCACAAGCAAGCAACACUACUAUUAGACGCGAAACGGAUGCCAGCACCACCACCGUGGUAUCCGGUAAUUGGCAAAAUUCCUCCUUCGACACGACUUUCGCGACCACCAUUACAAAGACCUCAAAAACCAGGCAAGAAGGCAUCACAACUGUUCAAACCAGUAAGUCUACAGUACGCAGAAGAUCGGUUACGAUGGGAGUACUACAAUGAUCAUCCCUGGGAGCUUGCCAGACCGAGGGUGGUGCUUGAGGAUGAUGGACGAGAUCGAGAACGGUGGGACUGGAGUCUGCCUUUAGACUACAAUUUGCGAAGGCCGAAGGUUGGAUAUACAGAUGAAUUCGGCAACGACCAUCGUGGUUGGGAUCGAGUCAUGCAGAAACAGUCCGCAAGGCCUAUUAAUGGAGAAAGUGUCAUUCAAAGAUGGCAAUAUCUUCUUACGCAUACAGAACUCUCCAGCCCUGCAGCGUACGACGUGGCACGGAAAGAGCUAUACAGGAAUCGACAUUACAAGGAAGUGCAACUUCGCGUGGCGAAGGAGGAGGCGCAGGCGACGGGUGCAUACUUCGGUCUUGGACCCCUAGAAGUGGGAGAACUGCUUGAGGACAGAGCGUUCGAGAAUUGGAAACUAUGGGCUGUGAAGGAGACGCAAGCUUUGAGAGCAUUAGCAGGAGCUGCAUAUUCUGGAGUGGAUGAAACAUCAGCAGUGGAGACACAGGAGCCUGAGCAGGCGGAACUACAGACGGCCAGAGGUGGAGCAGCGGACAGGCCUUAG
This is a messenger RNA of Pseudocercospora fijiensis CIRAD86, 804 nucleotides long. RefSeq lists its product as uncharacterized. Bases 1 to 804 code for a protein of 267 amino acids. Gene Ontology annotation, molecular function: structural constituent of ribosome. The record is from RefSeq and is a predicted model, not a curated record. The transcript has 2 exons. Gene Ontology annotation, cellular component: mitochondrial small ribosomal subunit. Lineage: Eukaryota; Fungi; Ascomycota; Dothideomycetes; Mycosphaerellales; Mycosphaerellaceae.